Molecule: messenger RNA, 1130 nt
Organism: Cherax quadricarinatus
Lineage: Eukaryota; Metazoa; Arthropoda; Malacostraca; Decapoda; Parastacidae
Source: RefSeq, a predicted model, not a curated record
GACAAGCUGACAAGGUGUGGCGACUGGACCUGGUGAUGGUGAUCCUCUUCAAGUCCAUCCCUCUGGAGUCCACUGAUGGUGAGAGACUAGAGAAGAGUCCAGACUGCCUGCACCCAGCACUCUGUGUUAACCCCUACCAUAUUAACGUAUCCGUCCGGGAGCUGGAUCUUUACCUGUCCAACUUUAUUACCAUGAAUGAGAGCUUGUCAGGGAUCGUCUUAGACAGCGAUAAAGAUGACGAGAGAAUGAAGAGUCACCCAGUGCACAGUGUGGCAUACAACGGCAUCAACGGCAUCAUCUACAACAGUACCAUCCUGGCCACAGGCUGCUUCUCUGCCAGAGAACUAUGGAGACUCUCCAAAAGUGAGUCCGAUCUCGAAGCCUCUUACUCCAGGGUGGAAGAGAGAGAUGAUGAUGAUGAUGAUGGACGCAGAGAUAGGUGGAUAGAGAGAGAGAGAGCAUCCAUCAUGGCAAUGGGGAGUGGCGGCACAGGCGUCAACACCAUCAAGAUGGAGAACCCAACAUAUUACACAACUUAUACGUCCCCCGUACCUGACCACACACUCAUGGCUGGCGCAUACAGCACCUACAUGGAGCGAGCUGACAGUCCACUUUCUCUGGGACGAACACAUGACCCACAUUCUCCACUGGAACCUCGUAGCAAGAGGGUCCGGCGUCUAAGUUCAGAGGAGGACACUCUGGAUAAAGCAGAGUUGGCCUACUACACACAGUCUCCAGCAUCUCUCUCGUCUCACACAUCUCCGUGGCACUCUGAUAUCGACCAUGGUCCGCCAUCAGUGCACUCGCCUCACCUGGUGCACAGUGGUGGUAAAGUAACAAUAGCAACAUCAGGUGCGCUACAGACUGUAGUUAGAGCGCCAUCUGUAGAGUCUCUAUCUAGUCACGAACAACACACACGUGCAGUUGUCUCGCCACACCCACGAGAAGUGUUGCCGCCCAUGUCACUAAGCAGUACUGUGAUGGCCGCAGCUCCGAGCUACUACCACGAGGCGGGGCCGCCUUCACCCACUAAAUAUCAUGAAAAUGGCCAUGACACAUUCUCUGAUUUUGUCACACUUGUUUGUCAGGAAGCUCAGAAUACACAACACACUCAGGUAAGCCAGAGCUAG